Molecule: messenger RNA, 2075 nt
Organism: Amaranthus tricolor (Joseph's coat)
Lineage: Eukaryota; Viridiplantae; Streptophyta; Magnoliopsida; Caryophyllales; Amaranthaceae
Product: polyphenol oxidase, chloroplastic-like
Exons: 1
Coding region: 21-1847 (608 amino acids)
Biological process (GO): pigment biosynthetic process
Molecular function (GO): catechol oxidase activity
Source: RefSeq, a predicted model, not a curated record
CCUUUCUUUUAUUUAAUUCCAUGUAUACCAAAACACAAAUAUUACCAAUGGCCACAUUUUCUCCCUCAACUAGCACUACUACAACCAAUAACAAUUUCUCCUCCAUCCCAAUAAACCCUAUUUUAUCAAAAUCCUUUCGAUUUCCAUCCUACAUAUUAACCCAAUCUCAAAAUAUUACACCUAAAAUGUUAUGCGAUGCAACAAAAAACAACGACCCCCAUUCUAAAUUAGAUAGAAGGAGUGUACUUAUUGGGCUUGGUGGUCUAUGUGGGGCGACUACCACUUUUUGUGGUACGUACCCCACAUUAGCUGCACCAACCGCACCGGAUGCUACCCAAUGUGGGCCAUCCAAAUUAGAUAAUGGAAAACCCUUAGAUUGUUGCCCACCAAAACCAUCACAAUUUGUAGAGUUUAAACUUCCUAAAACCAAUUCUAAUGAAUUAAGGAUUCGUCCGGCAGCCCAUUUAGUCGAUGACAAAUACUUAGAGAAGUAUUCAAAAGCCCUUGCCUUAAUGAAAGCUCUUCCUGAGACUGAUCCUCGUAGUCAUAUCCAACAAGCUAACGUGCAUUGUGCUUAUUGUAAUGGUGGAUACCAUCAAGUCGGGUUACCGGAUCUGGAUCUUCAGGUCCAUGGAUCUUGGUUAUUUUUUCCAUUUCACAGGGCUUACCUUUAUUUCUAUGAAAAAAUCUUAGGAAAAUUGAUUGAUGACCCCACAUUUGCUAUUCCAUAUUGGAAUUGGGAUCAUCCAGAUGGGAUGACUUUGCCUUCUCUUUAUAAUAACCAAAAUUCUCCUUUCUUUGAUGGGUUACGAAACCCGACCCAUCUUCCUCCAAUGGUCACGGAUCUCAGCUAUGAUGGACCGGGUCUAGAUAACAACUUACCGAAAGACGAUCAAAUCGCUCUAAAUCUUUCCGUGAUGUAUCGUCAAAUGGUUUCCAAUGCAAAAAAACCGAGUUUGUUUAUGGGAAAUCCAUAUCGAGCUGGUGAUAAACCAAAUCCGGGUGCUGGAUCCUUAGAGAACCAACCACAUGCCACGGUCCAUAACUGGACGGGUAACCCAAGUAAUCCCAUGUGGGAGGAUAUGGGUAACUUCUACUCAGCAGGACGAGAUCCAAUUUUCUAUGCACAUCAUGCUAAUGUGGAUAGGACAUGGUCUAUUUGGAGAAACUUGUCCAAAAAAAAUAAGGAUUUUAAAGAAAAAGAUUUUUUAAAUUCCUUUUAUUAUUUCUAUAAUGAAAAUGCUGAACCUGUUAAAAUCUAUGUGCGAGAUUGUUUAGAUACAAAAAAACUAGGUUAUGAUUAUCAACCAAUGGAUUUGCCCUGGCUUAAAUCCAAACCCAAACCGAAACAAACAAAAACAAAAAAAUCUUUGAAAAGGAUAACCUCAACAGAAAAAAAAGUUUCGGCAGAGGAAGUCAACGUACCAACAUUGACUUAUCCAAAAACCCUAGACCAUAUUAUAAGAACGUACUUAAAAAGGCCAAAAAAAUCGAGGAGUUUAGAAGAGAAAGAGGCAGAAGAAGAGAUUUUGGUAAUCGAUAUUGAGGUUAAAAAAGAUGUUUACUCAAAAUUCGAUGUGUACGUAAAUGACAAAGAUGAAUAUCCUACUAAGGAGAAUCGUGUUAGGACGGAAUAUGCUGGAAGUUUCGUGAAUGUUCCACAUAAACAUAAGCAUGGUGGGAAAGAAGCGGAAUUGUUGAAGACUAGUUUAAAAUUAGGGUUAACUGAUCUUAUUGAAGAUUUGGGUGCUGAUGAUGAUGAAGGAAUCGAUGUUAUUUUUGUUCCGCGUACAGGAUGUGAUUCUAUGGUUAUUAAGGAUGUAAGGAUUGAGUUUCUUUCUGAUUAAGUUCUAAAAAAAAUUGUUUAUGAUUAGUAAAAAUAUUUACUCUAAUGAGAGACUGUAUUAUUAUUAUUUUUUUUUAAUAUUUAUUUGCUUGAAUUGGUAUCCAUGUUAUUGGAAUAUGUCAUGCUAGACAAAAAUAGUUGUCUUUUUAAGUGAUGGAUUUUAAGUUUUUACAUUGUUAAAUGCUCUAUUUGUUUUAUUGAGUUUAUCUUUAUCGCUACUUUAAAUUUA